GUUAAUACUGCCACUACUCACCGUGGUAUUUGGAACUAAAUGCUGCCCCAUCAACCAAUUUAUCGACUUUAUUCAUCUCGACCCCCCCGUGCUUUCUUCUCUUCUUCCAAUACACAAUACAAUCGAAAUCACAACCUCACAACAUUCACUCGAUUGGCGUCUUUUGGGUAAAAAGAAUACACAUUUUGAAUCGAUACUUGGAACUCAUCUAAACAUUAUACGAAACCGCAAAAUCAGCCACUUUUAAGAUGUCUGUCGUCUCACUUCUCGGUGUCAAUGUCCUCAACAAUCCAGCCAAAUUUGGGGAUCCUUAUGAGUUCGAGAUCACCUUUGAGUGUCUCGAGGCAUUGCAAAAGGAUCUCGAAUGGAAAUUGACCUAUGUUGGUUCCGCCACGUCCGAUGAACAUGACCAAGAACUCGAUUCUCUCCUUGUCGGUCCUAUCCCAGUCGGCACAAACAAAUUCCUCUUCCAGGCAGAUGCCCCAGACACCAAGCGAAUCCCAGACGCAGAAAUCCUCGGUGUUACUGUCAUUCUUCUCACUUGCGCCUACGAUGGUAGAGAAUUUGUUAGAGUUGGCUAUUAUGUUAACAACGAAUAUGAUUCUGAGGAAUUGAACGCCGAUCCCCCCGCCAAGCCACUCCUAGAUCGAGUCAAGAGAAAUGUUCUUGCUGAGAAACCCCGUGUCACUAGAUUUGCUAUCAAGUGGGACUCUGAUGCAUCUGCCCCUGCUGAAUUCCCACCUGAACAACCUGAGGCAGAUUUGGUCGCUGAUGGAGAAGAGUAUGGCGCCGAAGAAGCUGGAGAGGAUGAGGACGAGGAAGUUGAGGGAGAGGAAAGUGGUGCAGUUGACCCAGAUGCAAUGGAACAAGAUUCAGAGAUGGCUGGCGCAGAAGCCGAGGGAGCUGCUGCUGAAGAAACUGGUGAUGAGAGUGAAGAUCUUGAGGCUGAGAGCAGUGGAGAAUCCGAUGAGGAAGGCGAGGAAGAAGAGGGUGCUGGAGAUGAUGACAUGGAGAUGGAUGGUGUUGAGAAGCCAAUCUCCGAUAAAACUGGUGGUGUUACACAUCAAGUUGAUGUUGUCAUGGCCGCCUAAUUUCAAUACCCCAUACCCAAUACAUAGUUUUUGAUUUUAGAAUUCAUUGAGCGCGUUACGAUAGGUUAUGACUGGGAGGAAAGCAAAUAUCAAGAUAGUUACAUGAUGAAUACAAAGAGUCAAUAAUGAUACUCUAAAUAGGAAUAUCAAAUAGACUUUCGAAUGCUUUUAGUGUAGCAUAACAGUUAUGAACAUAUUUUCAUCUGACCUCAGGGUCCUUUUCUUGCGUUGAAACAUUAUAUGCAAUAAUGUUAUGCUUAUCUCAUCUCUCCAUGCUGACGAAUUGGAUUAUCGACAGUACUUGUCGCAUAUUCAUGAAAAGGCCGGCCGCACUACAAAAAUGGACUUGAGAAUAUCUCUUAGAAUAUUGAUUUGUAUACCUCAGGAAUUAUAACAAUGAUUCAUUAGUAAUUGAACAAUAAAGAGACAAAUUCUGAUAUCACA
Botrytis cinerea B05.10 is the source of this 1535-nucleotide messenger RNA. RefSeq names its product Bcasf1 (gene Bcasf1). Gene Ontology annotation, molecular function: histone binding. Gene Ontology annotation, biological process: nucleosome disassembly; nucleosome assembly; DNA replication-dependent chromatin assembly. The transcript has 4 exons. The coding region runs from base 249 to 1091 and encodes 280 amino acids. Gene Ontology annotation, cellular component: nucleus. Lineage: Eukaryota; Fungi; Ascomycota; Leotiomycetes; Helotiales; Sclerotiniaceae. The record is from RefSeq and is a predicted model, not a curated record.